AUGCGAAUCCUCGCGCUAGCGAGCAUUCUGCCCCGCGCUGAGAACAUAAAGAGCAGUGCUACACCCUUUUUUCACUUGUGCCUUUCAGCCACUGACCGACAAGAACAAAACCGACCCGGGAAACUUGGGAAAAAGCCUCGAUCCUGUGUAUCAAUCCGUGAAUCCGUGAAAACCUAUCACGAUUUUCCUACUCGUAUUAACAAUUAUCGAUCAAAAUCACUUACAGGGUUGGCACCUCCUCAUAUUUUGCAUCCACAAGGCCCUCCGAUGUUUCGGCGCGUUUGUCAGAGUGUGAACAAGUGGGUUUGCUUUAUUAUCCUUACCUUGAAGGCUUCUGCGUCUUCGUCCUGUGAAUUUCUGGAAUAUAAAGCAAGUAGUAAACUAAGAGAGGACAACAUGGUGCGUAGUUACGAAGAUCGGAUUCGAGUGCUAGAAGAAAAAAUGUGUCAGGCGGAAGCGACGCACAAAAAUGCAAUAGAGAACGAACAGCGGUUAUCAGAAAAGGCAUGUGAACAUGUCAGACAGGAGCUGAGCUCAAAAGUGGAACGACUAAUGCAGGAGAACCAGGAACUCAAGAUUGAGCAGGAACAGCUUCACGCAAAGGUCAAACGAUUCUCGAACCAAAUCACCGCUUUGGAGGACCAGCUUGCGUUACAGAAUUCAGAAAUUACCUCGCUUCGUUCAAAACUGUCGUCCGCUGAACAAACAACACAAAGCAAAACAUCGGAUAUCAGUCGGUUAGAGAAUCGACUGAGUGUCCUUGAACAAGAGGUGACCGCGAAAGAUCAGUUGUUAUCCAAAACACAGGCGUUAUUGAAUUCGGAACAGGAGCACAAGUCCCGGUUACAAGAUGAAUUGCAACAGAACUGUAGACAAGUGGAGAAAUUGCAAACCUCGCUAAAUAAGGAGACUGAUGAAGUUAGCAAAGCGAACGAGAUCAUAAAGCGUCUACAAGCGGAAGUCAAGAGUCAGCAUACGAAGGCCAAGCUGCGAGGUCAAGUUGCUGCCGAACAAGAGCGUUUACUAUCUGCGAAAGAUACCGAAAUGCAAGAACUGCAUAACGAAGUGGAACGAUUAAAACGUGAACUGAAGGAAUCCAAGGAAUCAGUUUCCCAACUUGCCGAGCAGGUCAAAUCGACGUCUGCCGAACUGGUGGACGCGCAGCAAACGAUCAAGACGAAUGAGAAUAUUAUUGGUUGGUUGAACCGGCAGAUAUCUGAGAACCAAAUAGGCAAUGUUCAACACCGUUUACGCUCUGUAGGUUUUCCGACACCGUUAAAUGCAGUUGGAGCUGCACGAAUUCUGUCUCCACCUAAGGACUUGAAUUCGAAUACUACCAACUUUCAAAUCGCGCCGCCAUGGUAUCCUUCAGGUUCUUCGGCAGUUCCUUGCAGCACGAUUAUCGCUAGGCUAACACCUGCUCCACCCACAACUUCGCAGAAUAUUUUCCAUGGUUCUGAUCAUUCUUCUGCGGCUGCCACCAGUACUGUUACGGAUGGAGCGACAAAUUGUGCGAGUAAACCUAACGCUAACCCUAUUUACAGUUUACGAACGGUCAGCAGCACUGGCACAUACAGCAUGAAUCCACCGGCGGAUUCAGAACCGAAUAUCUUGGCGCGGAAGUCAGGUACACAGCAGAUGCUUCUACCUGCGCCGAUCACAAAAUCCACCCCGCUGCAUACGGAUUACAUUCCUCAUUCUGUUGGUCCCACAGACCCAACCGCUCCUGUUCGAUUUGGGCCUGUCACAUCAAGUUCACUGGUGCCUGUAACUUUAAGCCAGCACAAAAUUCCGUUGCCCGUUUACGUGCCAUCAACACUGCUGACCAGAACACGUCAACCUUGUUUAGACGUGGCCAUCACAGGAACGUCAAGCAAAUUCUACCAAACGGCUCGGCAAGGUUCAUCGGGGACAUCUGGUCAGGAUGAUACAAUACAUCAACAGUCACUUACUUCAGCUUAUUUUCCAAAACCUGUCGGAGCGAGUGUUCAGCGAUGAAACGGGCAUCUUGGAGGGUGUCUCUAACUUGUUUCCAGUUCUCCGAUGACCCACCGAUCAGACUUGUCCACUUGGUGAUCUCUGUUCUUUAUUCUUACUCAACGCCUUGAACUUCGUUCCGCUGUUUGCAUUUUCCAUUUUUUCUACGGUAGAAGAAUGUACGUAUCGACCCGGCCUGGUAUGAUGUAUUUCCGCUGUUGACGUAGCACUGGCGCACAUUCCGCCUGAUUUCCGUUUCUGUCGUUUGUAUUUUCUUUGUAAAUACGUUACUCAAAUAAUAUCGAAAGUUAUGGCUUGU
This is a messenger RNA of Opisthorchis viverrini, 2296 nucleotides long. RefSeq lists its product as hypothetical. The transcript is spliced from 11 exons. Gene Ontology annotation, biological process: centriole replication. The record is from RefSeq and is a predicted model, not a curated record. Gene Ontology annotation, cellular component: centriole; centrosome. Lineage: Eukaryota; Metazoa; Platyhelminthes; Trematoda; Opisthorchiida; Opisthorchiidae. The coding region runs from base 1 to 1998 and encodes 665 amino acids.